Molecule: messenger RNA, 6619 nt
Organism: Hemibagrus wyckioides
Lineage: Eukaryota; Metazoa; Chordata; Actinopteri; Siluriformes; Bagridae
Gene: cdh24a
Product: cadherin-24
Exons: 13
Coding region: 220-3555 (1111 amino acids)
Biological process (GO): multicellular organism development; homophilic cell-cell adhesion; cell-cell junction assembly
Cellular component (GO): plasma membrane; catenin complex; adherens junction
Molecular function (GO): cadherin binding; calcium ion binding
Source: RefSeq, a predicted model, not a curated record
AGGGAUAGAGACACAGAGACUCCAGAGGAGAAGCACAUGUUGUGAUUAACCACUGAAGGCAGAGAUGAAGGGAUGAAGCAAAGAAAUAAAAAGAAAAGCGAUUCAGGAGAGGAGAUGAGGCGAAGAGAGAGAGCGAAAGAAAGGAGAGACAGAGAAGAAGCAGAAAGAAAGCCUCAGUCCUUUUUCACUCUCAUCCUGCAGCAGACGCUCCACUGAAUCAUGCUGAUAAGCCGAUCCGUACUGCUCGUCCUCAGCUGGUGUGUGUGUGUGAGUGUGUGUGUGGAGAACGCAGACGCUCCGGCUCCUCGGACAGCGACAGAACGACGAGGCGACUCAUCGUCGUUGACUGAAACCUUUCAGAGUCCAAACGGACAGAGGGAUGCUUUUAAACAAGAGCAGGAGGAUGACGAGGAGCCGAGAUCCUCACACAGAGACGAGAUUAAAGGCAACGUCUCAGAAAGCACCACGUCUGCACUUUCCCUUCAGCAGAGCAGCAUAAACUCUAAUCUCAGCUUAAAGACCAACACCACAAUCGAUCCCUCGGAUAUCCCAAAGUCCCUGAGUUUCCGGGAAGUGCCAAAUGGGACUGUGCGUCUCUCCAGGAGACGGAGGAGCUGGAUCUGGAACCAGUUUUUUGUCAUUGAAGAGUACAGUGGACCGGAACCGGUUCUACUCGGACGGCUGCGCUCCAGUGUGGACCGAGGUGAUGGGCGUGUCCUGUAUGUCCUGAGCGGUGAAGGGGCAGGGUCAGUGUUUGUGAUUGACGGAAGAACAGGGAACAUCCAUGUAACAAAGCCUCUGGACCGUGAACAGAAGGAUCAGUACAAGCUCGUCGCCACAGCAACAGACCAACGGACAGGCCGCGUGCUUGAGGCCUCGUCCCAAUUCACCAUCAGAGUGCAGGACAUCAAUGACAACCCACCUCUGUUCAAGCACACACACUACAUCGCCAGUGUGCCUGAGAGAGCCAGUGCGGGGACGUCUGUGAUUCAGGUGACAGCAACAGACGCAGAUGAUCAGUCGUAUGGGAACAGCGCAAAGCUUGUUUACUCCAUCAUCCAGGGCCAGCAGUAUUUCACUGUGGACCCACAGUCAGGUGUGGUGCGGACAGCGGUGUCUGAUAUGGACAGAGAGCAGCAGUCGCAGUACAUCGUGGUCCUGGAGGCAAGAGACAUGGCUGGACAUCAAGGAGGUCUAACAGGAACAACCACCAUCACUGUCCAUCUCAGCGAUGUCAAUGACAGUCCACCACGUUUCACUCAACGUGUAUGGACGUUCUCAGUAUCAGAGUUAGCUCUCCCCGGGGCAGAGGUGGGCCGUGUGAGUGCUACAGAUGCAGAUGUGGGUGAGAACGCUAAACUGGAAUUUUCCAUCACAGAUGGAGAGGGGGGCCAGAUUUUCAACAUCACUGGACUAAACCAAGAGGGUGUGAUUAUACUGAACAAGGCAUUAGACUUCGAGACUCGCAGCUUGUACACACUCCCGGUGGAGGUUCAGAACCCGAAUGUGGAUAUGCGAUUCCUCCGUGGUGGUGUGUUUAAGGAUGAGGCGGUGGUGAGGAUAACUGUCCUGAACGCAGACGAGCCGCCGCUCUUCACUCGCAAUCAUUACACCCUGAACAUUACGGAGAACUGCAGAGUGCCAUGCAGCGUGGGCCGAGUUCACGCCGUAGACCCUGAUACAGGACACGGCACCAAUAUAGAGUACUCGAUUGCCCCUGGGUCUGACCCCGGGGCUGUGUUUCGUAUUUCUCCUGUUAGUGGCCUCAUUACUGCAGUGAAGGUGCUGGAUCGAGAGCAUGAACAAUGGCACAACAUCACUGUCACAGCCACUCAGAGAGACAGCCCCAAUCAGGUUACCAGGGUGGUGGUUGCCAUAGAAACGCUGGAUGUGAAUGACAACCCCCCUGAGCUGGAUGGACCAUAUGAGACGGCAGUGUGUGACACCAGCACCGCUGGACAGGUGGUGCAGGUGAUUCGAGCCAUAGACAGAGAUGAGAUCAGCUCUGGUUCAGCCGUACACUUCAGCGUGUCUGCUCACAGCCGCCUGUCUCUGAACUUCACCACCCGCACGAGAGGAAAUCACACAGCCAAUCUGCUGCUCUUGUCCUCUCUGAAGCCACUCCCCCGCCCCGUCUCUUCUCAUUUGCACAUCGUAAAAGUACCCAUAAUCCUCCGGGACAGAGCAUCAGAGCUGAGCAGUACGGGGACAGUGACGGUGACGCUGUGCCCCUGUCAGAACGGAGGGAUGUGGGUGGAGGAGAGAAGGAGAGGGAUGGAUGGAGGGAGGAGUGGUGAUGGAGAGGUACUGAUGGAGUGGGAGAAAGUGAUGGUGUGUUCAUCUCUGCCAACUUCCUCCAUGCUGCUGGGCUUCAGCUCGGCCGCCAUGUUGGCCAUCCUGGCCUGUUCCUCCGUCCUCAUGGUAGUGGUGGUGUUGUCUCUGUCUUUGCGGAGGAAGAGGAGUGACUCUCUCUCUCCGGUGGAGAACGAUGAGAUCAGAGAGAACAUUAUUACAUAUGAUGAUGAAGGUGGAGGAGAGGAAGACACAGCUGCAUUUGACAUCACUGCACUGAAAAGCAUCCCACACGCCAUACACACGCGAGGUGUUGGUUCUGUCCCACUGUACAGUCACCUGUGCUACAGCAUACACACGGCGAGCAGCAGCCCAUUCGGUGGCUGUGAGUCUCGACUGGAUAAACCCGCACACACACUCCCCAGCGGAUACACACUGAACAUCGGGCUGUUAGAACCGGGUUCUACACUCACAGAACCGGCUGAGGAGUGUAAGAGUUCAGAUCAGGACAGGACUGAAGAUUCUGCUGAUAUUGUGCUGAAAAAGAAUCAGGCAGGAAGUGAUGUCAUCACUCAAGAUCAGGAUCCGUUAGUCCUAAAUGACUUGGCAGAUCAUCCGGUCGCAUCACAGACAGCUCACCUCCAUUCAUCCGUCUCCUCAUCUGUCGCUCCAGAUGACAUCACGCCUCCACAUAGCACAGGAAACGGCACAGCUCCCUUCAGAACCAUGGAGGGAACAUUACUGAGACCUGACGGAGGGAUACAUCUGACCAGAACUCCUUUUUUGUACCUGAACCCAGGACAGGACUACGUUCAGCAGCUGGUUGGGUUACACCUUGGAGGGCGGAGCUUCUUUAGACCUGAUUUAGGGGGCGUGGCUGUCCCUCUGACUCUUAGGAUAGAUGAAUUACUGCAGCACCGACUCACCCGAGUGACAUUUGACCCCAUGCAGCCACCAUACGAUUCACUGCAGAUGUAUGAGCACGAAGGGUCGGAGGCAGAGACCGCCUCCCUCAGCUCUCUGGAGAGCGAAGGAGAUGGAGGGAUGGAGGGAGAGGGGUUGAUUGAUUUGGGGCCAAAAUUUAACAAGCUGCUGGAGAUCUUCAGAGAGAGGGAACAGGAGAAAGAUGGAGGGAAGAAAGAGGAGAAAACGGAGGAGAGACACACACAUGGAGAGCAGCAGAAGAGUGUGGAGGAAGUGGACGGAAAACGAGAAAUACAGACGGAACUAGAUAGCAGAAAGGACAGAGAGAAUAAAGAAUGAUUUCUCUUCAGAGAGAAGAAGAGUGAAAGAAAAUGGAGAAAGAGUGAUAUGUAACAUGUUUAUGAAGAUUGUGAGACUGUGGGAAAAGAUGGAGGGAAUAAAGAGGAAAAUGAAGGAAAAAGAGGAGGGGGCGAGGUGGUUAGGCGAAAAAUAUGAGCUUGUUAAUGGAAUAAGUGAAAGACAGAAAGAAAAAGGAAGAUAGAGGGCUGAGAUAGAAGAUGAGGGUGAUGAAGGGAAGAAUGGAAGAUAAAUAUAAACACACAUGAAGGGGACGAGGCACAGAGGAAUAGAAGGUGGAAGAGAAAGAAGGAGAGAGAUGGAGAGACUCACAGAGAGAGAGAGAGAGAGGGAGAGAGGCUAAUCUAGCCAGCGUAGCUAUUCUCGGAGUUGUCAGUCAAGUGUGCUCAUUAGAAUAUUAGGCCACGCCCACACCUAAAGACUUCUCUCAGCUGCAGUUUGAGCGUUUUAUGACAUUUCUAUUCUGUCUUUAAGACAAACACUGAUGUUAGCUAUCACACAAACACAUUUAAUAUUUUGCUCCUGCUUCCCCACGCCUAUGAGAGAUCACCAAGUGAGAAGUUACAAAACAACUGAAAUAUUGAUUUGGCCGUCCGAGCUGCACUGUGUUAAAAAAUUAAUAAAUAAAAUAGGUCUCAUAAAAAAUACACAGUCCUCCGAAUCGGAGGAAACAGAAACGCCUCUCCCUCAGGAUGGGAACGAAAACCAGCUUUUAAGCAGAGUGAAAAUAAAAAUGUUACUUUAUAGAAAGUCACAAGUGAACAUGCAGACACACACACACACACCCUACUCCAUGUGAAAAACUUGGUAAAGCUCCUUCCAGUGUCCUCAACUGAACACAGACUGGAAAUCGCGGUGAGCGAGUGAGAACUCAAACUCACAAUAAACUGCUUUGUGUGCAAGGAAAAGUGUCUUAUCAGUCAAAACGCCUUCCAUUCUUCCUCCAGCCUUUAUGUAUCCCCCUUCAGUUCCUCUUGUGCUGUGAUUAUUAAGCAGCGCUUCAAGAGCUUUAGCUACCGUCAUUGUUCUCCAUUUCCAUCUCCAGGAACAGACGGAGGAACCCGAGUGAAACAAGCGAGGCAGCAAAAAUUCACAAGCUGCUGCAGCUCUCACCUCUUUCUCUCUCAGUCCUUUAUUAAUAACGCAUUAUAACUGCAUUCAUAACAUCUCAGAUGAUUUGCAUAAUUAGCUGCUCAUGCCUGGCUUCAGCCUGUAGAAAUGUGUAGAAAUGUUAACUGUAACUGCACUUUAUUGCACCAGUGUGUGAUCUCAUCAUGCCCCGCCCUCUCCAUAACACUUUGGCAUCAGUGCAUAAGGACACAAAAGAUCACCAAUAAUGCUACAAUAUGGUUUCCAUAGUAACCGUCCGGUCACAGGGAUUUGUACAGCGAACACUCCACUGAUAAUAAACAGAUUUAAAAGACGUGUCAGCGUCAAUCUGGUGAAGUUUCUGUGAGGAGAAAUGUGUCGAUGGAAGGAGUCUCCAGUGUCAGCGCUGUGUAUCAGUCAGAGGUGAGGCUGGAAGUUUUCCCACAUCUUCACGACAGAAGAGUUUACAAUUCUUUACAAAUUCUCAGAUUUUUCUCUUAUUAACUUGAAGAGAGAGAAUAAAGAGAGGCUGCUGAGGCAAACACUGUUUAUAGCUGAUAGUACACAAGAGACAACAGGAAGUAACAGGCUUCAUUUUUCACACAUUCCACUGCAUGAAAGUGUGUGUCACGCUCUGUAAUAAUAAAACUGUUAGCACAUUGGUGCAGAUAAUCACAGAUUACAUCAUAGUUUUUAUCUGUUUACAGUUACACUAAACAUUGUGGAAGUUUCAUAAGUCAGAGCAGCUGCUAUACAAAAUUAUUAUUCAACCCUUUCUGACCAGUCUGAUUCAAGGGAUUUUAAUUUCAUUUGUCAUUUGAACAUCAUGAUCAUGUUGCUGCUCAUCACAUGUUUAUCACCACAAACUGAACUCACACUCUGAUUCAGCGAGGUGAUUCCUUCUGCCCUUCAUGCUUCCACUUUCACCUCAUGAAUUUUUUUUGUUCUUGUGAAUGAAAACGUUUCUGCGGGACAGGAGCAGGUGAAGAAACGUUUGAUUAAGAAUUAAAGAUACUCCUGAACGGUUUGAUCUCUUCCCCUGAUCCUUUUCCUCCGUGAUAUUCUGCAGAUCGUCUGAUCUACAAGCUGAACGUUUGGUUUAGGGCUUCCUGAUAAAUGUGUUUCUUAAGCUGUAUGAAUAAAUCUCAGCAGAUUUUACUGUAAUGUCUGUAAAAAAAAAAAAAACCCAAAAAAUAACACAGCUCCUCAGAAAUGUUGCCCAGAGGAUCAGGAAGUCAUCCAGAUGAAAUAUGGGAAGUAAAUUACUGUGAAAAACUGAAUUGCUCUUUAUAAAUCUCUGGCUUGAUUUCUGAUGAUUUUGUGUUUUGUUCCUAUCAACAUUUUCACCCUGAACAUUUUUGCGGAGCAUUGAUUAUGCAAAUUUCAGCUGUCUGGAGUUUCACAUUGAAGACUCGCCUCGUCCACGUGACGGCUCGAUCUCACGCGUUCCCGAAACCUGUCUCACACGGGUCUGAGCUCAGGAACACACAACAGAAAAGCUUUGAGCUGUCAGCUGAAAAUAGCGGCGCUGCUCGGUCCAGUACUUGUUUACUGUCAAUGAUUCAUACGAUGAUGCAUGCUGGGAAACAGGGCUUAGGACUAUACUUAGCCAUUUUUCUGGAGGGUAAUAUGAUAUACAACAUCAUGUGAUUUGCACCGCUGCAAGAAAUUCUUUGUGGUGUGAUGAUAAUGAUGAUGAUGGUGAUGAUGAUGAUGGUGAUAAAGAUGAUGAUAAAGUCCUGAUGUUAUUAUGACCAUCAUGGGGUCAGUGAAGCUGGAUCUUCUUUUAAAUGAUAAAAGUUGAUUAGCAUGAUGCCUGUAAUUACACAUGUUAACAGUUUAGCAACAUUAGCACUGCUAGCCAGUGCAACCCUGGGCUAAUAGCAGCCAGGAAGCUUCGCCUCAGCAGCAGAUUUCUGUCUCGUAAUUAACACUCGGAGGUUCUACCAUGUUUACA